Molecule: messenger RNA, 954 nt
Organism: Pleurotus ostreatus (oyster mushroom)
Lineage: Eukaryota; Fungi; Basidiomycota; Agaricomycetes; Agaricales; Pleurotaceae
Exons: 1
Coding region: 1-954 (317 amino acids)
Biological process (GO): lipid metabolic process
Source: RefSeq, a predicted model, not a curated record
AUGGCCAUGCGCGUUAUCGCGUGGACGUUCCCUCUCCAACCAUAUGAACGUGCACGGACAACUCAGAAAGUUGCGUGCGACGACGACGACGACAAGCCCGAAUCAUCCUCCGGCGUGCUCAGUAUAGCUCGCGAUGCCUCCGACCUCAUCACCAACCUGCGGGGCAGUGACUGGGAUUGGUCGACAGGACUCCAGCUACCCCCAGAGACGCGUCACACCUUGGCACGGCCUCGAUUUAUCCUGCAAACACUAGCGUCGGCGGUGUGGCAUAUCAUCCUACUUGACAACGCACACUAUAGCGUGCAGUCCUUCUCCCCUACUACUAUAGGAUCAGCCGACGGGGGCACCAUUUUCGACACGAAUCUAGAACCUGUGCCACGGUACUUCCGCUCAAGUGCCAUAUGCCUCCUUGCAGGCUUCACGAUAUACUCUGCUAUGCAGGCUGCCUAUGACAUAAUGACUAUCAUCGGCGUGCUUAUUUUUGCGCAACACCCGGAGCAGUGGCCGCCGCUUUUCCACUCUCCGUGGAAAGCGACUUCGCUAAAUGAGUUCUGGACGCGGCGCUGGCAUCAGCUCUUCCGACAUCAAUUCAUUUCCGUUGGCGGGAAGCCUAUGUUCUUCCUCCUUGGACGAUUCGGAGCUGUGAUGGGGGUCUUCCUGAUGUCGGGGAUCUUCCACCAUAUAGGGCUGUGGGGUAUGGGCAGGGGUUCGGAUUUCGCAUAUGUUGGGGGGUAUUUCCUGAUGAUGGGCGUCGGCGUUGUGCUGGAAGCGGGGUGGAAGAAGGUUACGAGGUCGAAGGUGCAAGGAUGGGUGGGGUGGGUUUGGACUAUGCUGUGGGUUGUUGGCUGGGCGAAUAUAUUGGUGGAUGAAUGGUCAAGGCGCGGGCUGGUUGGCAGUAUGUUCAUGCCGAACUCGGUGAGGCCAUCGACGUACCUACUGGCGAGGUUCGUGUAG